Messenger RNA from Triticum turgidum subsp. durum (durum wheat), 2310 nucleotides. Lineage: Eukaryota; Viridiplantae; Streptophyta; Magnoliopsida; Poales; Poaceae. The record is from the annotation of a GenBank genome assembly.
AUGACAGCGUCCGAAAAAGGUGUGGCUUUCCCCGUCAGCGCGCGAGCACGGACACGGCCACAAACACACACCAGAAGCAAAAGGCGGGAGGCUUGGAAGCGUUCCAACCCCCACACGAGGAGGCCGCCACGUACCUCGCCCUCCCCCUUCCUCUCUCUCACUACACUGCUUCUCCCUCGUCCUCUCCCUCCCAACCCCCGGUCAAAUCCAUCCGCCCUUGCCACUCAACCCACGCUCGCCUUUUCCGCUCAGACGCCACCCUCCUCUCUUCCCGAGAUCAUCGAUUCGUCCAUCGACCCUCCUCCGCGCGCGGCUCGAUCGUGUUCGAUCGUCGUGUGCAGCAGUUGGCCGGGGAAGGGGAUCGGAUCACCGAGCGAGGUGAUCGAGAUGGGAGGGAGAUCGUCGCCGGCGGGGUGGCGGCGACGUGCGCCGCCGCCGCCGCCGCUUCUUCUUCUUCUCGUGUCGGUGCUGGCGCUCGCGACGGUGGUGGAGGGGAGGUUCGUGGUGGAGAAGAACAGCCUGCGGGUGACGUCGCCGGCGGCGCUGCGGGGCGUGUACGAGUGCGCCAUCGGCAACUUCGGGAUGCCGCAGUACGGGGGCACCAUGCACGGCGUCGUCGUCUACCCCAAGGCCAACACCAAGGCCUGCAAGCCCUUCGCCGACUUCGGCCUCUCCUUCAACCCCAAGGCCGGCGGCCUCCCCGUCUUCCUCCUCGUCGACCGCGGAGACUGCUACUUCACAACCAAGGGGUGGAACGCGCAGACGGCGGGAGCGGCGGCGGUGCUCGUCGCCGACGACAGGGCAGAGCCCCUCAUCACAAUGGACACCCCAGAGUCCAGCGGCAAGGAGCACCUGGAGAACAUCACCGUGCCCUCAGCCCUGGUCUCCAAGCGCUUCGGCGACGACCUGAAGACCGCCCUCGAGAACGGCGACAUGGUGAACGUGCUCCUGGACUGGAGAGAAUCCCUCCCGCACCCGGACGAGCGCGUGGAGUACGAGUUCUGGACCAACAGCAACGACGAGUGCGGCGCGAAAUGCGACAUGCAGAUGAGCUUCGUCCGGGACUUCCGCGGCGUGGCGCAGGUGCUGGAGCAGCGCGGCUACACCCAGUUCGCGCCGCACUACAUCACCUGGUACUGCCCGGAGGCCUUCGUCCUGAGCGCGCAGUGCCGGUCGCAGUGCAUCAACCACGGCCGCUACUGCGCCCCCGACCCCGAGCAGGACUUCACCACCGGGUAUGAUGGGAAGGAUGUCGUGGUGCAGAACUUGAUCCAGAUUUGCCUCUUCAAGGUCGCCAACGAGAGCCGCAAGCCGUGGCUGUGGUGGGACUAUGUGCACGACUUCGCCAUCCGGUGCCCCAUGAAGGAGAAGAAGUACACCACCGAUUGCGCUCAUGGUGUCAUCAAGUCCCUUGGGAUGGACAUUGACAAGAUUACCCAGUGCGUUGGAGACCCCGACGCCGAUGAGGACAACCCGGUGCUCAAAGCAGAGCAAGAUGCUCAAAUCGGUCAUGGUGCUCGAGGGGAUGUUACCAUACUGCCGACUUUCGUCGUCAAUAACAGACAGUACAGAGGGAAACUGGAUAAAAGGGCGGUGCUACGAGCGAUAUGCUCGGGAUUUGAGGAGACGACCGAACCCGAUAUCUGUUUGACUCAGGACAUACAAACAAAUCAGUGCUUGGAAAACAAUGGAGGUUGCUGGCUGGACAAAAAUACUAAUUUCACUGCGUGCAAGGAUACCUUCCGUGGGCGGGUUUGCGAGUGCCCGGUUGUCAAUGGCGUCAAGUUCGUUGGCGACGGGUACACCCACUGUGAAGCUUCUGGUGUUGGCCGAUGCCAAAUCAACAACGGAGGCUGCUGGAAGGAGACCAGGAACGGCAAGUCUGUCUCCGCGUGCUCGAAUGAGCAAGCUAAGGGCUGCAAAUGUCCGCAAGGCUUCAAGGGUGACGGCGUACACGGUUGCGAAGACGUUGAUGAAUGCAAAGAGAGGCUCUUCUGCCAGUGCAAGGACUGCAGCUGCGAGAACACAUGGGGAAGCUACGAGUGUGGCUGCGGUGGUAGCAACAUGCUGUACAUGAGAGAGCAUGACACUUGCAUCAGCAAAGUCGCGACUUCGUCGGUGGGAUGGGGGUUCAUGUGGGUUAUCUUCUUCGGCCUCGGUUUCGCGGGAGUUGGAGCAUACGCCGUCUACAAAUAUCGGCUACGGAGCUACAUGGAUUCAGAGAUCCGCGCGAUCAUGGCUCAGUACAUGCCGCUGGAGAACCAGGAGACGUCGAGCCACCAACGGCACGUGGACCACGCCGACAUCUGA